Messenger RNA from Myripristis murdjan (pinecone soldierfish), 1245 nucleotides. RefSeq names its product thyrotropin-releasing hormone-degrading ectoenzyme-like. Lineage: Eukaryota; Metazoa; Chordata; Actinopteri; Holocentriformes; Holocentridae. Gene Ontology annotation, cellular component: cytoplasm; membrane. The record is from RefSeq and is a predicted model, not a curated record. Gene Ontology annotation, biological process: proteolysis; peptide catabolic process. Gene Ontology annotation, molecular function: peptide binding; zinc ion binding; metalloaminopeptidase activity. The transcript has 10 exons. The annotation marks the transcript as partial.
AGUUUACAGUGGCAGAUUCCUCUCACUGUGGCGUUGGGAAAUGCGAGCAGAAUCUCCUCAGAGAGCCUCAUCUGGAUCAACAACAAGACAGAGAUCCACAGGAUUGGUCAGAUGGAGGAUGACAGCUGGUUGCUAGGCAACAUUAACCAGAUGGGCUACUUCCGGGUGAACUAUGACCUCCAGAACUGGAAACUGCUGAUUCAGCAGCUUCACACCAACCCUGAGAUAAUCUCCGUUGGCAACAGGGCGGGGCUUAUUGAUGAUGCCUUCAACCUGGCCAGGGCAGGGUACCUCCCCCAGGGCAUUCCUCUGCAGCUGAUUGGCUACCUGCCUGAGGAGACGUCCUUCCUGCCGUGGCACGCCGCCAGCCGGGUCCUUUACCAGCUGGACAAGCUGCUGGACCGCACCGACGAAUACAGCCUGUUCAGUGACUACGUGCUGAAGCAGGUCGCGUCCCGGUACCAUCAGAUGGGCUGGCCGAGUAACGGCCCGAGCGGCGAGAGCGGCGUGAUGCAGGCGUCCUACCAGACUGAGGAGCUGCAGAGGGAGCUCAUCAUGUUGGCCUGCAGCUUCGGGAACAAACACUGCCACCGGCAGGCCGUCGCACACAUCUCCGACUGGAUCUCCAGCAACAAGAACAGGAUUCCUCCCAACGUCAGAGACAUCGUGUACUGCACCGGCGUCAGCCUGAUGGACGAGGACGUGUGGGAGUUCAUCUGGAUGAAGUUCCACUCGUCCAACGCCGUUUCAGAGAAGAAGAUCCUGCUGGAGGCGCUGACCUGCUCCGACAACACCUUCCUGCUCAACAGGUUGCUGAACCUGUCGCUGACCUCUGACCUCGUCCCGGAUCAGGAUGUGAUCGACGUCAUCAUCCACGUCGGCAGGAAUCCUCACGGCCGACACCUCGCCUGGAAACACUUCAGAGAGAAGUGGGACGUUCUCAACAGCCGUUAUGGUGAAGCGUUGUUCAUGAACUCCAAGCUGAUCAGUGGAGUCACAGAGUUCCUCAACACAGAGAGAGAGCUGACUGAGUUAAAGGAGUUCAUCCAGUCCAGUGGAGGGAGGGCGGGGCCUGCGUUGCCGCGGGCGCUCGAGAUCGUCGAGGGCAACGUGCGCUGGCACCGCCUCCACCGACGGCAGUUCUACCAAUGGCUGCGCAAAGCUCCAAACUCCGCCCUCGGCUAACGGCUACGCUCGCUAGCCGCUAACGGACUGCUAGCCGAGCGCUAACGUCCAGGAGGCCGA